Messenger RNA from Trichoplusia ni (cabbage looper), 4202 nucleotides. RefSeq names its product protein PF14_0175-like. Lineage: Eukaryota; Metazoa; Arthropoda; Insecta; Lepidoptera; Noctuidae. The coding region runs from base 696 to 4043 and encodes 1115 amino acids. The record is from RefSeq and is a predicted model, not a curated record. The transcript has 3 exons.
UCGUCCGCCAUAUUGAAUGUAACCGCCGUUGCGGUCGGGUGUGUGUACGGUGGCGCUCCGCGCAGUGACAGUCAGAUAACGAUGAAUUCAUAACUUUCAAAACUUUGUGCUAUGAAGUGAGUUUAAUAUCUCAAUAGUUGUCAAAAACUGUGAUGUGAUUAUCUAUAUACAAUAUUAUUUCAUUAUUUUCAACUGAUCCAGCAACUUGAAAUGCAUGCAUUCCAUUGAGACUGUUGAACUUUUAUUUUUUUAGUUCGGUGUACAUUUUGAUUCAUAUCAAGUAUUUUUUUUAAUUUGUCCAGCGUGAACUAUGGUUUUAUUUAGAUUUUAUAUUAUAAACAUUGUAUGAAUAUAGUGCUUUGUGCCAAUAGACUGUGUUGUCAAAGUCUGCUAUAGAUGCUGAUUAGGAAAUGCCGAAACAUUCAAGGCUUACAGUCAUCGAAAUUCCGUCCGCAUAUUGACAACGGAAAAGACCUUGGUAGUCCGACGUUGACUUUGAACGCACAGCAACAGUAAAGCGCUGUCACUUGCGCAAGCGGUUCACCUACGACCCGAUACGAAAGUUGAGUCUGGAUUGAGAAACAAGGACGGCAAGAACUAGGUGACGCGCACCUGUGUGAUGUGCCGGCAACAUCACAUUGAUGUGCAGGUAGACGUCACCUGAUUCGUCAGCAACUCCUGGAUGAAGCCGAACCAUGAAGUUCUCAACUGGCUCCAGCUCGAGCAGUCUUGCCAGCGAUUCGCUGUCCAGGAAAUCAACUCUAUGCAUCUACACAGAAGUCGAUGCACCCACGAUGCCGCCACCCUGCGAAAGAAUGGAUAGCAGCUCUGAAGCGAUGGAGUUGAGGCGGGAGUUGGAGGCGGUGAGGAACGCGCUGCAGCAGCAGUCCGAGUCCGUCCUGAAGCAGAGGCACCAGCUAGUCGAGGCUGGGCACGCGCUCGUAGCGCGAGACAAGAAACACGCGCAGGAACGCCGGCUCAGACAGGACCAACUCGCACUAGUACUGCGAUCGCUAGUCCUUCUAGAAUCCCGCCUAACCAGGGAACAGAAACAAAUACAUGUCGCACUCCACCAGAAAGAGAAAAUCAUCAAAUCACAACAAGAAGAAAUUGCAAAACUUAAAGCUCGCAAAUCUUACUGCAGUAAUUGCCAGCAGCUGCUCGGGUUCACAAGCGAACAGACCAACAUAGAAACAGAUCCCGAGUUCCAAAGCCUAGAGAGCACAGAUUCCAGAUUCCAAAAUACAUUCGUUAGGAGCUGUAGCUAUCGUGAAAGAAAUUCUCCACCGGUAUUCCAAAAAAAUACUAGGUUAAGUAAGAGCUUCCAGUACCAGUUACCGAAGAGUGACAUAGUUUACGGCAAUACUAGCUCCAGUGAAGAAGGCAACACCGCCAGCGUCGGCAACAAAGGCACAUUCAUUAAAAACAAACAAGCUUUCGUUCGACGAGAUGUCUUCAGAAGGUCGAGGAAAUACUCGGGAAGAAAGAAUAACAACAAGUAUGUUGAAAACACGCCAAAAGGCUACAAUAAUCAGGCAAACAACAGUAGUAGUGCCGAAGAAUGCAUCGGUAUGAGUUAUCAAGUGAACCACGAUGAUAAUGACUUAACUGCAAGUCAAAUAGCCAAUGAUAUAAGAAGAGCGUCUCUUAAAAUAGACCAACUCAUUGGUGAGGCUGCCAAAAAGGAAGUAGGCAACACCACAAGUGAUUCCGAAAAAACCUAUUCCACAAAAAUGGAACGGUUACAUGGAAUGAAGAGACAAGCAUCUGAUGAAAUUAAAGCGAACAGACAACUUUUCUUGAGCAACGUUUUGAAUGAAGAAACCGCUGAGAAGCCUUGGUAUUGCAAUGUUAGCGAUCCGGAACAAGAAGGAGAUUGUUUGGAUCAAAGACCGUUAAACAAUAAAUCAAAAUCUACAGAGGAUCUGCUUGGAGUUGGUUACAAUAGCGGUAUACGUGAAGCAGCCGUAGUGUCUGCUAAGAACGAAAUAUUGUGCAAUAAUAUAAUGAACAACAAUGAAAGGUUUAGUUCAAGAUUCGAUGAUAAAAAUAAUAACAUAGAAAUGAAUCUUAACAAACAAGCUGAAAUAACUGAAAUCAAUGAAAACUGGUACGCUAGCACUAGUGACGCAGAUGAAAAUCCAACAAAUGAAAUAUAUAAAAAUAAUCCAGUGCUUGAGUGCGUAAAUCAAAUCUUACUGCAAAAUUCAUUAGACGAUAGCAGUAAUGACAACUCGAAAUCGAGUGAAGCACCGAGCCCUAAAUCAUCAGCUAAACGUGUACAGUUUUCAACACUAAACAGCAUCUCUUACGAUGAAAAAGUAAGAAGUAAUAACACACUACCCAGAUCCGAUAAGAGAGCUAAUAAAAUCGUUAAAUUCAGCUUAGAGACUGCCUCCGAACACAGCUAUGAGGUUCCGAACACCGCUCAAGGUUUCCAAUACGAGAUACAGAGUUUAUACAGCAAUGAGUAUGAACCAAUCAUUACAAAAGGUAAUGAAGCCACCAAACCUGCGCCUCUGCCCCGCACCGUACAAGCUAUUGACAAGCCAGCCGUCCCUAAAAUUAGAGGCUCAAUCGUUAAAAAUAUGGCGGCUAAUUUAGAAAACCGCAACAUCAACAACGCCGCAGAAAAGAAGAUUGAUAAUGAUCUCGGAUCGAUGAAGAUAUUUAAUAAGAGAAAAGUGCCAAGAACUCCCCCCGCCCUGCCGCCCAAGCCAAAGAACCUUUCGGCUAAAUGGAAAGCUGAAAAUGCUGUCAAACAAAUGACAGAACAGAUAGACUCUGAAGCCGUUGCGGCUAACCAACGGGUUGCAGAUGUUAAGACGAGAAAAGUGGGACAAGUAGCAACAGUUAACAAUAUUGAGCCGGACUACUGCUCCAUUUCUGAGAUAAAUGUUCCAGUAGUCAGCAAUGGAAAGAGGGAGUUGCUACUUACACAGCCAACCGUUGAGAUUCACAACGAACAGUACCCGGUACACGCUGUGAGCCCAAGAAACAGUGUCGCUAAAGUGGUAUCCCUGCCGCGGAUCCAGAACAAGAUCAGCGACAAAGACAUUCCCAAACUUCCUCACGUCACUGAGAUCAUCAUCCCUGAUGAAGAUGACAAACAAACAAGUGAAGAACAAAACCGCUCCUUCGCGCAAACGACUGACAGUUACUUGCCUAACUUUGCUAUGCAUCCUCUGCAGCCAAAAUUAGACCCACGUGCUUCAAUCCAAAUGGGCAACUCUGUAUCUUCCAUUCUCUCAGAGAUCAACAAGGGCGGCAAGGGAGGCAACAAGCAGAUCAAUCUGACUGAACUAGACAACCAGUUUAAUCACGGUCCCGAAAAGGCCCAACAAAUAAAUGCGGAAAUGCAUAAAGCUGAAUAUUUUGACGACAUCGACAAAUUUGAUUUGUCUCAGAAUUUUGAAGAGUUUAAGAUAGACGAUGAACUCGGCAGCAUAGUUGCAGAGGAAUACCGCAUCAGCUCUGGCAGCAGUGACGGUUCCAUGUCGGACGUCGUGACCGAACACCUUACUAAUGUACCUGAUAGAGACAAGCAGCAUAAUACGAGUCACAAGGAUGACAGUGAAAAAACUGAAAAUUUUCUCGGGAACAACGAGAGCGCCUUGAACAAGGGCUUGUCGAAGAACGCUAAGUUGUCUAAUAAGCCUGAUCUCCUUUCAAAUAUAGAGAAUUUAGAGACUGAAUCUGUGAGGAACUCAGACAUCGAGUCGAGUAACUCGUCUGGCAGCAACAGCGGCUCCUACAACACGGUGAAAUGCGAGCCGAGGAUGGUGCUGAACAACAACCCUGAGAUAAACGCGCCCAGGACGAAGGGCUCCUUCGACUUCUUCUUAGAGACAUCUGGUCUUAGUUCUAAGUCUAUCUUCACGCCAAGCAAGAACUACAUCGGCCUGAGGCCCCCUAGUGCCAACCACAAGAGUGUGCUAAAGCCUAAGGACAUUAAGAUGCGCGUUAAGAAUACUAUUGCAACGAACAAAAUCAACGAGAAGCCUAUGACGACUGCUAUUAAAUACUUCGAGCCCUAUGUGUAAACUUAUUGUUAGCUAGGUAUUAUGUGUUAUGUUAAUGAAAUGCUUAAAUCUAUUUAUUGUAAAAAUGAACUUGCCGGCGUAAUACUAUGUACUAAUGUAUUUAUGUUAUUGUAAAUAUUUGAAUUAGUUAUUUUACAAUUAUAAAAUAUUUAACAUUUA